CCUUUCUUAUGCCGCUUGUUAACUGUCAGUUUGCAAGUCAUAAGCAUGCCUGCAAUGAAGCAUAUAUCCUUCCUUCAGCUCUUCCUCCUCCUGUUUGGUCUUAUCGUCGCACCCUUGGCCUCAGGUGAUGAUCAAUUUCUCUUCUCCAGCUUCAACCAAACCAGCCUAACCAUUGAUGGUUGUGCCAUUGUCACAAAUGGUGGCCUUCUUGAUCUAUCCAAUGGCACGUCUGGUCUCAAUGGCCAUGCCUUCUACCCCACUCCUAUGCACUUCCGCAGGACGCCCGGUGGUAAAGUUCGAUCCUUCUCAGUCAAUGUAGUUUUCAGCAUAUUCAUCAUGUAUGCAGACUUGAAUGCUGAUGGCAUGGCCUUCUUCAUCGCUCCCACCAAGAAUUUCUCUGAUGCACGGGCGGGCAAGUACUUUGGCCUCCUGAACGAGAAGAACAAUGGCAACACAAGCAACCACAUCUUCAUGAUCGAGCUCGAUACCUACAAAAAUGCUGAGCUCCAAGACAUCAAUGAAAACCACAUCGGUAUCAACAUCAACAGUGCAGUCUCCUUUAAAUCCAGCACAUCUGGAUACUAUGAAGAUGAGGGUGGUGCUUUCAAUAACAUGACACUGAAUGGCAACAAGGCUAUGCAGCUGUGGGUAGACUACGAUGAAGGUGAUACAAAGAUCAAUGUGACCUUGGCUCCAAUCAACGUGGGCAAACCAUCUAGGCCACUGCUCUCUGAAACUUGUGAUCUCUCAACUGUACUCUCCGACUCAGCUCAAUACAUUGGAUUCUCAUCCACAGCUACUCCAAUCAACACCCGUCAGUACGUGAUGGGCUGGAGCUUUGGCAUGAAUAGACCAGCUCCAUCCAUUGACAUCUCCAAGCUUCCUAAGUUGCCUCUUGUUGUUCCCAAGGCCCGGUCCAAGCUCUUGGCAAUCGUCCUACCAAUAGCCACUGCAACAUUGAUCCUCUCUAUUGGCACUCUUGUCACUCUAGUUGUGCGAAGGCGAAUGAAGUAUGCUGAGGUAUGUGAGGACUGGGAGGGAGAGUUUGGUCCGCACCGGUUCUCGUACAAGGAUUUGUUCCAUGCAACAGGAGGAUUUAAGAACAAACACCUACUUGGAGAAGGAGGUUUUGGGAAGGUAUAUAAAGGAGUGCUUCCAUUGUCUAAUGUAGAGAUUGCUGUGAAGAUGAUGUCUCAUGAGUCAAGACAGGGCAUGAAGGAGUUUAUCACUGAGGUUGUCAGCAUCGGUCGACUCCGCCAUCGCAACCUUGUGCAGCUACUUGGCUAUUGCCGGAGAAAAGGUGAAUUGUUUUUGGUUUAUAAUUACAUGCCAAAUGGUAGCCUUGAUAAAUAUCUACAUUGUGAAGAGCACAGGGUCAUUUUGAAUUGGGUUCAGAGAUUUAGAGUCAUAAAAGGCAUUGCUACUGGCUUGCUCUAUCUCCAUGAGAAGUGGGAAAAAAUAGUGAUCCAUAGAGACAUCAAGGCAAGCAAUGUACUCCUAGACGGUGAAAUGAAUGGCCGGCUUGGUGACUUUGGUCUUGCAAGGUUAUAUGAUCAUGGCACUGACCCCCAAACCACACAUAUGGUUGGUACGAAGGGGUACCUAGCACCCGAGCUGCUGCGUACAGGGAAGGCAUCCCCUUAUACAGAUGUUUUUGCCUUCGGCAUGUUCCUUCUCGAGGUUGCAUGCGGGCAAAAACCAGUCAAGAAAAAUGCAGAGGGAAAUGAACUUUUCUUGGUCGACUGGGUACUUGAGCAUUGGCACAACGGGUUGCUUACCAAGACAGUAGAUACUAGGCUCCAAGGUGACUACUAUGUUGAGGAGGCAUACCUCGUGUUAAAGCUGGGACUUUUGUGCUUGCACCCAUCUCCUAGUUCAAGGCCUAGGAUGCGAGAAGUUAUGCAAUACCUCGACGGUGACAUGCCACUGCCCGAGCUGAGGCGGACGGAACUGAGCAUGAACAUGGCGGCCUUGGUGAGAAACAGUGGAUCGAACUCAUUCAUCAUGUCAUAUCCGCAAAUAACGUCGAGCUUCGGCACAAUAUCUGGGCUCUCAGGGGGAAGAUGAUAUCCACGGUGUUUUCUCGUUCAUUACUUAUACUGUUCAGUAAGAGCACAUAUCGCAAUGGGGUAUGUCCUAGAAAUAAGCAACGAGGAUGAUCAGUUACAUGUCUAAACUCUAAAGUAUGUACAACAUUUUGAUUUAGAUGCUCAUAAGUUGUGUGUAUAUUUAUGUAUGUUUACCUUUGAGCUCUUGUGUGCCACUUGUUUUAGCCUUUGUAUCCUCUGAGUUGGGUUUGUGUUCAAGUUUGUGGCAGCUUGCUGUUCAAGCUUUACCGCCGGGAUUUCAGAGAUGUUUGUGUCCUCA
Lolium perenne is the source of this 2367-nucleotide messenger RNA. RefSeq names its product L-type lectin-domain containing receptor kinase SIT2-like. Gene Ontology annotation, molecular function: carbohydrate binding; protein kinase activity; ATP binding. NCBI's taxonomy places the organism in Eukaryota, Viridiplantae, Streptophyta, Magnoliopsida, Poales, Poaceae. Gene Ontology annotation, biological process: protein phosphorylation. The record is from RefSeq and is a predicted model, not a curated record.